UCCAUUCGAUUCAUUGAAUUUCAAUCAUACUUUUAUAAUAUAAACCAGCGCCAAAAAUUCGACAAUAUUGCUUUUAUUAUAUUUGUCUGAUUUAGCGUCUGAUAUGUUGUCAUUUCACAGAGAGUUAAGUUAUCAAGAAUACGAACCACAGGAGAACGCUGACUGUAGAAAAGGAAAAUGGGUCACAGCCCUUAUAAUAGGUGGAGGAGUCAUGGCAGUCUCUCUAAUAACAUUUGGUCAGGGAUACAUUAUCAUGGGUACAAUAUUCCUUUCAAUGGUUCCUUUCGCCUUCGGCUUGUAUUGGCUGUCGAAGAAAUGCAGAUCGGACGAGCCCGGGUGUCUUAAUUUCUUGAGGAGAAUAUUCUGUUGCACUAACCAUGAAUCGCCAGAGCUGCUACGUCAUCAAGAGAACUAGAAUUCAACUUGACAAUCAUUUUUUGAAUGCCACUCAUUGGCGAAAAUUUCAGCUUUUAACUGAAUUUAUUGACUGUUUUAUUGUUAAAUACGAUUUUGUAUUGACUUGAACAUUUUUAAUAAAUGAAUAAAAUAUUUUUAAAUGUUCCUUUU
Argiope bruennichi is the source of this 567-nucleotide messenger RNA. RefSeq lists its product as uncharacterized. Lineage: Eukaryota; Metazoa; Arthropoda; Arachnida; Araneae; Araneidae. The record is from RefSeq and is a predicted model, not a curated record. The coding region runs from base 104 to 415 and encodes 103 amino acids. The transcript is spliced from 3 exons.